UCGUCGAAUAUUGAAUUUAGUGAAAAGAUUAUUUAGAAUAACUGUUUUUAUAUUUUGUUUCAGUAUUAGAAAUUUAGAAUAUCUGCCUAGAAGAUUUUACUCUCCACGCGGCGGCGCGUUGUUGCUCCACUCACUGUUGGAGCGAUGCCCAUAUCUUGCCCCAAUUUCGCCGUCCAGAGUCUUCAUCUCCGUUCCUCCUCCUUCACAACUACUGCCAGAGAAAUCAAUUUUACUCCACGCGAUUUUGGAAUUUCGCCGCCAAUUUUCCGCACGAAUCUCCGCCCUAAUUCAGUUAAUUACUCUUCUCGAUGUAAUUGUAGCCAGACGAUAUUUUCUGCAGAAGCAGCCCGCGAUUAUGACGAUCAAUUGAAAUUCGAGUCGGAAAGAUACUCCGAUGAAUUGGAAGUAGCGGUAAAGGCAGUGCACAUGGCGUGCUUGCUUUGCCAGAGAGUUCAGGAAAGCUUGAUUGCUAAAGGCGACGACCACGUGCAGUCCAAGGAUGAUGAUUCUCCUGUCACGAUUGCUGAUUGGAGUGUCCAAGCAACUGUGAGCUGGGUACUCUCUGAUGCUUUUGGAAGUGCAAAUGUAUCAAUUGUCGCCGAAGAAGAUGUUCAAGAACUGUCCAAAACCGACUCUAUUGGCAUACUCAAUUCCGUUGUGAAGACAGUUAAUCAAUGUCUAGCUGAAGCACCUCGCUUCGGCCUUAAAUCGCCACCUAAUCCUCUAAGUACUUCAGACGUUCUAGAAGCCAUCAGUAGAUGCAACUCGAUUGGGGGACCCACCGGAAGAUUUUGGGUGCUCGAUCCUGUAGAUGGUACAUUAGGGUUUGUGCGCGGGGAUCAAUAUGCAAUUGCUCUUGCUUUGAUAGAAGAUGGCGAGCCUGUGCUGGGAGUUCUUGGAUGCCCUAAUUAUCCGAUGAAAACUGAAUUGCUAAGUUACCACCAAAGAGUUCUAUCUACACAACCAUCGGCGAAUUGGGAUAAAGGGUGUGUUAUUUAUGCCAGGAAAGGGAGUGGUGGAGCCUGGAUGCAGCCGUUGCUUCGUAAAGAAGAGAAGAAGUUUGUUUGGCCGAACUCUGCCAGUGAAAUUAAAGUCUCGACUAUCGAUAAUCCAGCGUUGGCUACGUUUUGUGAGCCGGUUGAGAAGGCGAAUUCGAGUCAUUCCUUCACUGCAGGACUCGCUCAUAGUGUCGGAGUUCGGAAUCAACCGUUGCGCGUGUAUUCAAUGGUGAAGUACGCAGCUAUAGCAAGAGGAGAUGCUGAAAUAUUCAUGAAGUUUGCUAGAGCAGGUUAUAAGGAGAAGAUAUGGGACCAUGCUGCAGGUGUAGUCAUCAUCGAAGAAGCCGGUGGAGUGGUGACUGAUGCAGGUGGUCAUCAUCUCUGUUUUUCCAAAGGUAUGUAUCUGGAAGGCCUUGAUCGUGGUAUUAUUGCUUCUUCUGGUUCUACUUUGCAUAAUAAAAUUAUUAGGGCUGUCGAUGCCAGCUGGAACUCUUCUAGUCUCUAAUUUCUAAUCUGAGUGUGUAAUAUUAGUAGUGCUUAUAUUGUAAAUAAUGUAUGGGACUGGAGAUAAUAAACGGACGGAACCAGUUCGGACCCCAUGCUCUAUAGACGAAAUAAUGUAUUAUGUGAUUACCGUGAAAAGUUUGAUUCUUUUUUUUGCUUGCUCAGUUGUGUACCGAAACUGAUUCUUAUAGUACUGUUUUGGGGGGUCGAUAAGCCAAGUCCAUGUAAUAAUUUUUUGUUAGUUCAACGCCCUGUUUGUGAAGAUCAAACAUGGUUCACCUAUU
Erythranthe guttata (spotted monkey flower) is the source of this 1786-nucleotide messenger RNA. Its product is annotated as 3',5'-bisphosphate nucleotidase AHL. NCBI's taxonomy places the organism in Eukaryota, Viridiplantae, Streptophyta, Magnoliopsida, Lamiales, Phrymaceae. Gene Ontology annotation, molecular function: 3'(2'),5'-bisphosphate nucleotidase activity. Gene Ontology annotation, biological process: phosphatidylinositol phosphate biosynthetic process; sulfate assimilation. The record is from RefSeq and is a predicted model, not a curated record.